This is a messenger RNA of Misgurnus anguillicaudatus (oriental weatherfish), 2058 nucleotides long. Lineage: Eukaryota; Metazoa; Chordata; Actinopteri; Cypriniformes; Cobitidae. The record is from RefSeq and is a predicted model, not a curated record.
UGGUUUCUUGAUGAGAGCCAUGAGAGAUGGCAGAUUGCAAGGGAGUCCAUGGUUAGGAAUCUUUUGGCAGCUGAAUACGUUCAGGAAUGUGUCUGCCAGCACUGUCUGUCUACCGAGGCUAUUGUACGGUGCAGGGACUGUCUACCUAGGCAGUAUCUAUGCACCAUUUGUGAUGGAGAUGUCCAUCAGCAUCUACCUCUCCAUAACAGGGAGUCUAUGGUCCAUGGGUUUUUUAAGCCACUGUGUCCAACCACUGGAGUGAAGAGACAUUCUGAGACAUACGAGUUCUCUGAACAGGUCCGAUAUCUUCCGCUGCUUUUGCCACAGAAAAUCUGUGCCUGUUCAGAAAGUUCUUGCAGAGUAAUCAGUGGCAAGCCUAUUAUCCUUAUUAAUUUAAAUGGACGGUACAAUCUCACCCUUCCAUCACUGGAGUGUUUAAGCUGCGGGAAAACCUGGGCAGUGGGACUCAGUAAUCUCCUCAAGUCUGGUUACUGGCCAGCCUCUAUACAUUUUGAGACUGUGUAUGAGGCUGGCCUUUUUAGGUCUUUUCUGGACUUAAAACUUUUUGCUCCAGGUCUUUCACGUCAAGCAUUCCUUGGAAUGCUUGACCGAAGAACGGAGUACAAUGGCAGGAGUGGUAAAAUAUGUGGAGACACAUUCCAGAAAAGCUUUCUGGAGUGGACCUUUGCCCAGCAUGAGGUUGAGAUGCUUUGUGGUGUCCAGCCCUUUAAAUGUCCCGCCUGCAGUCCAUCCAUGCAUGCAGUGUCAGUGGAUGGUAACAGGAAACUGUACAGGUUCCAUAAUGCGAAAGGGACAGAGAAUGGCUACUUCGAUGGCGAAUUUAUAAUGAAAGAUGGUGAUGUUUCCUCCUUUGUGGAAUAUGUUCAUGAAAAGACCAAGCAUGCCACAGGUAAAGGGGUUUGUGGCUCCUCUCAGUGGACAGCAGCCAAGGAGUCUGCAAAAAAGUCAACAUCAAAGAUUGAUGAGGAAGGCCUUGAGAUUGCUGUGUGCCGACAUGGAGGACUUUUAAAAGCCCUAAACAUGUUUAGAGGGGAAAUUUUUGCCUAUCCCCUGUUUCUUCAAAAUGCCCUCUCAAAAGAAAAUGUGACAUUCUUCUGCUCAGAUGUUGCCUGCAAGUACUGGCCAUACCUAAAGAGAGUGGUUGGACACUGUCCGGAGCUAAGGCCUUUAUUAAGUAUGCACCCACUAUUAUCAGUUAUGCAUGCCAAAGCACAUGAGUGGAGUUGUGAGAUAAAAUGGUCCGGGAAAAACCAAGAGGGAGCUGGUCUUACAAUUGGAGAAGAGGUGGAGCAAGUCAACUCCUUCCUAUCAAGAGCUGCAAUCUGCACUAAAUACAUGUCCAAAGCUGCACGUUCAGACAUGCUUACAGUUCUUGCUUCUGCAUGGAACAAACGGAAAUCUGAAAAUCUGGCAAAAUAUUUGUCCCAGAGAUACAUUAAGACAGCCGGAAGGCUGAAAGUGGAAAGAGAGAGUUGUGCAAGUCUGCAGGCUGAGCUAAAUAUCAGUGAUGAUGAAAUUCAGCAGUGGGUCAGUGAUGUCCAGCAGUGGGCUGCAGGAUCAAGUGCAAAAGAUGACGCUGGACUUGAGGGCAGAAUUCGAGGCCUUUAUCUCAGCAUAAAGCAGAGAAAAAAUAAUCUGUACCAUCAGACAGAUAGCAACAAGAGAAGGCACAAAAUGAGGAGAAGAAUGAAUGAAGACAAGUCAACCUUGGCAGCUGCCAUUAAGGACUUCAAUGAACAGUCAACCCACCAGCUUCCUUCCGUGGAUGAACUGCUUGCAGCUGAUAAUUUCCAAUGGCCAUGGGAAUGCCCUGACACUAGUAACGGCAACCUCUCAACCAAGAAGAUGGUCUUUGACCGGUUCAUGUUGCUUUCCCGACUGAAGGAGGAAGAGCAGAUCAUAAUGAUGGAGGUCAAGCAACACUGGCAAUCUUUAAAGGAGGCUGAAAGUUCAAUGAGGGAUCUUUCAGCUUGUAUCAUAUCACCUUGUAUCAUAUCACCUUGUUAUUUGUACACAGUGUGACUAUACAAAUCACAA